Messenger RNA from Eupeodes corollae, 5311 nucleotides. RefSeq names its product collagen alpha-1(I) chain-like. The coding region runs from base 341 to 4681 and encodes 1446 amino acids. The record is from RefSeq and is a predicted model, not a curated record. The transcript has 10 exons. NCBI's taxonomy places the organism in Eukaryota, Metazoa, Arthropoda, Insecta, Diptera, Syrphidae.
AGACUUUGAUGACGACAAUUUAAAGAAAACAACGAAAUUAUACAAAAAAAAUUAAAAGUAAUAUAUAUAAGACCAACUUUUUGAGGCUCCUCUUGUUUAUAUUAAAAAGUUUUGCGAAGAUCGUCUUCAGUUGCUUAAGAUCGAUUUAACUGUACGAUCUGUUUUUGGUUCUUUUUGCUGACCUUAGACUGAUUCGUUUAUCGUUAAGUGAUCGUGGUUUAGUUUAUUUAUUUCGAUUUAAUCAAACAUCUACGUAUUAUUGGCUGUGAUUUUGUGUGUAAAGUUAUAUUUUAUAUUUUAUUCUAAUUUUUUCCGAACGUUAAUAAAAAACAAAACGAACAUGAUGAGCCUUCGUGCAGUUUUUUGCAUGGUGCUCGCCAUCUUGCCUCUGCAAGAAAUUCUUGCCGCCCGCGUAGUUGACAAAGAGAACCGCAGGUUAAUCUUAGAUAUCCAAGACAAGAAAACUACAAACAAUCAAUACUAUACCUCAAACUUUGACACAAGUGCCUACCGUUACGGUUACGAUAUCGGUGAGACCGGUAAUUUUCAUCAUGAAUCACGUGGCCCAGAUGGGGUUACGUACGGUUGUUACGGAUGGAUUGAUCCGUAUACCGUGCUGAGGGUAGUACAUUAUGUAGCAGAUGCUCACGGCUACAGGACCGUUGAGCCUCAAAAGCCAGUAGAGGUGUUCCCUGAAGCUGGUGACAGUUCGAUGCAGAGCUUCGAACAACGAGCGAAACGAGUGGGUGUUAUGGUAGCUUGGGAAGAAUUGUACUUCCCAGUCGGGUGUGGUAAAUUCGAAGGUGGAGCCCGACCGGAUUUCCCAGUUUUCGAUUUUCAAUCAGACGACACUGAUAAGAAGCCGUUGUUCACUGGAUUUGACAUUAAUUUUGCAAAAAAGAAGCCCGCGAAGACGGGUAGCGCAUCCGACAUCGGAGGCUUUAAUAGCAUACGACAAGAUACUAACAAAAAAGGUCCCAUUGUAUUAAAAGGAUCAGCAGAGAAAAGCUUACCUAUCUAUGGAAGCAAUCAAGGAAGUGGAGGAAGCCGACCAGGAAAUGUGGGCAAAGUAGCUGUUAAUAAAAUUAACGGCGCAAGUAGCAUAAGAGGCAGUAGUAGUUUUAAGAGCGACGGUUCGAAUGAUUCGGGCAAGUAUACCCACGUUGAUGGAGGGGUAGGUCCAGGAGCAGAUCCAUAUGGUCACAUUGUUGGUCAGAACGGUGGCACCGGCGGAUUUGGGUCCGGAGGAGGCUUAGGGUCAGAUGGUCCUAAUAGAUCUAAUAACGGCCCUAAUGGACCCAAUGGUCCUAAUGGCCAAAACGGUCCCAAUGGCCCAAGUGGUCCUAAUGGCCCAAGUGGUCCCAAUGGACCAAACGGUCCAAAUGGACCAAACGGUCCAAAUGGACCAAAAGGUCCUGCUGGAGCUGGAGACAGAUUCGGUAUAGGAGGUAACACCGGCGUUGGUCCCCCAGGUAGAGGUGGAGGAUUUGGAGCUGGUACAAAUUCAGGCUUUGGGGGAGGAAUAAAUAAGGGACAAGGGGGCUCAUCUGGAUUUGGAGACGGAAUAAGUAGUGGUCAAGGUGGAUCUUCUGGAGCUGGCAAUAAAAAUAGCAACGGUCAAGGUGGAUCAGCAGGCUUUGGAAGUGGAAAUAAUAGAGGCCAAGGUGGAUCGUUUGCACCUGGAAGAGGAGGUAACAGAGGUCAAGGAGGAUCGUCUGGGCUUGGAAGUGGCAAUAACAGCGGUCAAGGAGGAUUGGCAGGGCUCGGGGAUGGAUUAAACAAAGGUCAAAGUGGAUCUUCUGGUGUUGGAGGUGAUAUAAACAGAAGCCAGGGUGGAGUAUCCGGACUUGGAAGUGGACUAAAUAGAGGCCAAGGUGGAUCUUCUGGAUUUGGAAAUAAAAAUAACAGAGGUCAAGGUGGAUCGACUGGGCUUGGAAGUGGUAAUAACAACGGUCAAGGUGGAUCGUCUGGGCUUGGAAGCGCUGGUAACAACGGUCAAGGCGGAUUGUCAGGCUUCGGUCAAGGUGGAUCAUCUGGAUUUGGAGUUGGACUAAAUAAAGUCCAAGGUGGAUCUUCUGGAUUUGGAAAUACAAAUAACAGAGUUCAAGGUGGAUCGUCUGGGCUCGGCAGUGGCAAUAACAGCGGUCAAGGAGGAUCGUCUGGUGUCGGCAGUGGAUUAAACAGAGGUCCAAAUGGAUCUUCUGGACUCGGAGGUGAAAUAAACAGAGGUCAAGGCGGAUCUUCUGGUUUCGGAAAUGGCGCUAACAGAGGUCAAGCAGAAUCUUCUGGAAAAGGUAGCUUAAACAGCAACGGGACUGGAGGAUCGAAAAUCACAAGUGCAUCCACACCACUAAUUGACGGUCUCUUUGGCAAUGAUGUUCAAGGAAGUGAAGGAUCAUUCGGAAAUAGAUUCAAGCCUAGUGGACAGACAUAUUUGGAUAAAUCAAAUGAAAGCGGACAGCAAAAUAGUCAAUUCAAUGGUCAAUUAUUUGGAACAAAACCCUCUUUAAGUACAGCAGCUGAUGGCUCCCAAAGUCUUACCGGGGUCAACAACAACAAACUAGACGUUUUCGACUAUGGUUUUCAUCGCGGUGAAGCUUCAAAUCCAUCCCCAUCUACAGUCAGUCCAUUAACUAAAGCCACCAAAGCAGGAAUCUAUAAUCAAGGAUCACAAAAUAAUUUCGAUGGUAAAUUCAAAGGAGAUAACAAUGAUGGCAAAUACGUCGAAAAACCUGUGCCUUACAUUCACGUUGAAGGUGAACAUGGUCCGGGAGCUGAUCCCUAUGCACAUGUUAUAGGUUUAGAAGGUGGUUUUGGAGGUACUGGAGGAAAUGGAGGUGCUGGAGGGUUAGGUGGAGUCGGUGGUAUUGGAGGAAACGGAUUAGGAGGGCCUUCUGGUCCACAAGGACCAAGCGGUCCCUUCGGAUCUCCAGGUCCGCAAGGACCAAACGGACCCUUCGGAUCUCCUGGACCACAAGGCCCGAACGGACCCUUUGGACCACCAGGAGUAGGUGGAUUGAGUAAACCAGGUUCAAAUGGGCCACCUGGACCUCCAGGACGACAGGGACCUCAAAAAAUAAGUAACUCAGGUCUGAAUGGGCCACCUGGACCUCCCGGUCCAAAUGGACCUAAGAAAACAAGUAACUCAGGUCUGAAUGGGCCACCUGGCCCAUUAGGUCCUCAGCAACCAGGCGUAGGAGGACCAUCUGGAUCACGUGGUCAGCCAGGUCCACAAAGAGGACAAGGACAAUCAUCCAAAUAUAACUCACAAGGAAGCUAUACCCAAGUAACACAAAAUACCGGUAAUGGAAAAUUCAGAGGGGAUAACAAUGAUGGCAAAUAUGUUGAAAAGCCAGUGCCUUAUGUUCAUAUUGAAGGAGAACAUGGCCCAGGAGCUGAUCCCUACGCACAUAUUGCUGGUUCAGAAGGUGGCUUCGGAGGAAUUGGAGGCGUUGGAGGAUUCGGCGGAGUUGGUGGUGUUGGAAAUAAUGGAGCAGGAGGUCCUAAUGGACCUUCAGGACCAAAUGGACCUUCCGGACCAAAUGGACCUUCCGGACCAAAUGGACCUUUCGGAUAUCCCGGACCACAGGGGCCAAAUGGCCCACCUGGAUUGAGUAAACCAGGUUCAAAUGGGCCACCUGGACCUCCAGGUCCACCAGGUCCGCAGGGAUCCGGUAACUCAGGCUUCAGUGGACCACCUGGUCCACCAGGACCUCGAGGACCAAGCAAAUCAGGCCCAGCUGGACCAUCUGGACCCUCAGGUCCCAGUAAAACAGGUUCAAGCACAACACUAAACUCAAACAAAUCAGGCGGCAACAUUAACUCGAAUAUUUACAAUCAGAAAACGGAAGAUAAUUCUGGCAAAUAUGUAGACACUUCUGUUAAUGGUCCACAAGGUGGAUUUGGUAAUAAGGGAAGCCUUGGACAAGGAGGAGUAGGAACAAUAGGCCAUUCUGGUCCAAGUGGUUCAUUAGGAACCCCAGAUUCAAGAGGACCUAUUAGAGCAAAGCCAACUGAAAAUCGGCAACACGUAUCCCAAACGCAAAGUUCUCUGACCGGUCAAUCGUCAGAUCAUCAAGGAAGUUAUGUUCAAGCUUCCCAAAAACCUGGUGCAGGUGAUAGCUCAGGGCUGUACGUAGACACUUCGGUGCCAUAUCAGCAUAUUGAAGGUGUACAUGGUCCAGGAGCUGAUGCCUAUGGCCAUGUUGAGGGUGAACAAGGUGGAGUUGGUGGAGUUGGCGGAAUUGGAGGCGUCGGUGGAGCAGGCGGAGUAGGCGGUAAUGGCGGUUUCGGCGGAGUUGGUGGAAAUGGAAAUAACGGUCCUAAUGGACCAACAGGGCCUUCGGGACCCUCUGGACCUCAAGGACCUAAAGGACCAUUUGGACUACCAGGUCCCCCCGGUCCACCCGGAUCAUUUGGACCUAGCAGACCAGGCACAUCAGGAAUUCCCGGACCAACAGGACUACAAGGACAAUCAGAUAAUUCGAGACCCGGAUUUGGCGGUGUCAUCGGAGCCCCAGGAAAACCAGGCUCAUCGAAUCCUGGUAGACCUGGACCUCCAGGUCCACCAGGACCUACAUCAACUGGCUUACGCAAUCCAAACCAACAACCAACGGACAACCAAUAUCAAUUCCUAAGUCAGUCUGGUUUUCCUGGGUUCAACGCACAGGAUUCAGGUUAGCAAGAAUGUGAAAACUGUGCGAAACCAUUUCUUGUAGGUUUUUGUUUAUAAUGCAACUAAUAACAUUUCCUCUAACUUUUAACCUAUUUAACUGAAGCUAUUCACGCUUGAUGGUAAAAUUAAUUAAUCAACUAAAAUAAAUUCUUUUGUAAAAUUGCAAAUUAAUUUCAAUUUUAUAAAAACUUUGUUUUCUUACAGGUACCACUUUAAGCAAUUUUGCCAAAUUGGGUUUUUUCACUAUCAAGCGUGAAUUCUUCUGAUAUAUUAUAUAUACCAUAGCCAAACAAAAUAAAAACAAACAACUAAUUAAUAUUUCUCAAUAAUAACAAAUCUCUUCCAGAAUGGCCGUUAACCCCUCCGUUUUAAUCGUAUAUGUAUAAUGUUAACCGUAACAGCACAAUGACUACACAAUCUGCCUAUUUAUUUAUUAAUUUUGCAUCAUAUGAUUUCUCAUCAACAAAACCAAAAAACUAACCUUCAUUUUUCAUUAAACUUAAGCUUUAAAUAAUAUUUUAUUAAAAAAAUUGUUUGUGUUAUGGAUGCGGGGCUGAAUCUUAAUUUAAGGCUUCAUUUGCUUUGAAAUGCACCCUUUGUUUAUUAUGUUUGAUUUAUCCUGAAAUUAAAUUUUUU